Rhopilema esculentum is the source of this 1349-nucleotide messenger RNA. RefSeq names its product ciliogenesis-associated TTC17-interacting protein. Gene Ontology annotation, biological process: actin filament polymerization; cilium organization. NCBI's taxonomy places the organism in Eukaryota, Metazoa, Cnidaria, Scyphozoa, Rhizostomeae, Rhizostomatidae. The record is from RefSeq and is a predicted model, not a curated record.
GCCGUUCUUGUGUUGCGGGAAACUAUCUUUUUCUGGAUAAACGGGCUCUGAGGUGGAGAACUUUUAAUCUAAUGUUCAUAUUACAAAGUUUAUUUACGGAUGUUUGAACUUAUCCCGCAAAUGAUGAAAUAUGGACAAUUCCGAAGAAUUGAAUUCAAUUAACAUGGAGAGAAGCCAAGAAAAUGACAUUGAAAAUCAAGAGAACAAAGAAGAUGAUUCUCCCAAAGCAAACAAGGCAGCCUUGAAUUAUUUAGAGUCUAUUGAUUUUAAAACCCUUGGCAAAACAGUGUUUACUGAUUUUCUUGGAACUGUUUCUGAUAAUGGGAAAGAAAUUGGCGAGGUGACUGUCACAGUUGAGGAAACUACCAGGGGUGGAGAAAUAUGCUACUUGGUUCAUGCACAUAGCCAUGGGGUUAUUGACAGUGUGCAAUGUGGUACCUCUGUUACUGCAUACGUUGGAAGAGGUCUGGUCACGCUCGAAGAAACCAAACAUGAAUAUAUGAAGGUGCCGAAAAAGCCACGAGACAGAAAAACGAUACUUUUAAAGCAAGGCGGCCAAUUUUUGUUAAAAAGAAUUACAACCGAAGGCGAAGACCACCAAGAAGACGAAAAGACUUUCAGUGCAACAAACAUGAAGGGCUUUAUAUCAGAGGGUUCAAAUGUAAUUUUGCAAAGAGUAAUUGCAAUCAAGCAGUUAGUUCCACAAGAAGACGCGGAAUUCAUCGCACUCGAUUCAGAAAUGAAGACCUGUAUUUGCACAUAUGCACGACUGGAAGACAAAACACAGACUAUUGAAGAUCAAACUGUGGAAAUGUUUGGCGUUGAAAGAUCAGUUCUUUCUAGUGCUAGCGAAUCUGUUUGCCGCUCGUACUUUUUAAGAGAUGGACAUUUGAGUUUUCGGAGUACACAGGGAUACCCAGCGACCAUGCGACUUUUGCGUCUGCCUCGUCCUGAAGAAGAGGAAGAACAAAAAACAACGAUCCAACGGAAAACUCACCGAUGGGAAGAAGAUAUGCAGUUUUGGUCUCGUUUUUUAGACCGAAAGGAGGAACUCAAAAGUGAUCAUCUUACAUUCAUACAAAAACAUCCAGAAUUGAAGGCUUUGAUGUCCGACUUUUUGCAGUUCCUCCUGUUAAGAAAACCUGAAGACAUUUGUUCGUUCGCAGCUAACUAUUUCGAGGCAUUCUCCACCGUAGCCCCAGCGACCAUGAACUCAAACGUAAGAUAGAAGAGCCUAGAGAAGCAAAGCUAUAUUGACUUGUGUAUAUAAACAGUGUAUUUAAUUGUUCAGUGUGUGCUCCUCAUUUAAGCUGGUUGUCGCACCAUAAUUCGCAUUAAAGACAUAUGAA